Molecule: messenger RNA, 3801 nt
Organism: Pelodiscus sinensis (Chinese soft-shelled turtle)
Lineage: Eukaryota; Metazoa; Chordata; Testudines; Trionychidae
Gene: SLC2A9
Product: solute carrier family 2 member 9
Biological process (GO): dehydroascorbic acid transport
Cellular component (GO): plasma membrane
Molecular function (GO): D-glucose transmembrane transporter activity
Source: RefSeq, a predicted model, not a curated record
UAGCACCGCACGGUCGGGGAGUCCCCGGGCCGCCGCCCUGAAGCUCCCUGCUACCUACUGACUGGCUGGCUCGCCUAACAGGCAGCCGCGCGAAGGCAGCGUCACAGGCCCCGAAAGCAGCACAUUGAACGCCCGGAGGCAAAGUCCCGCCAGCUGCAGAAGAGAGAAACGCGUAACUAGCGCCACGUGGCUGCUAACGGUGCUUUCUGGAAGGGAAAUGAAACAAAAACGAGCGAGCUCAGCUCGCCCCGGGAGUUGCGCUCGCAGCGUUACACAACGCGCUCCCCUGCCCCCAGCGCAGCGCAGCGCGCGGAGAGGGGCUCGGGGUUUGGGCCUAUGGUGCACGCGGACUGGCUGCAACCUCCUCGUAGGCAGCUGUGCUAAGGUGGCGCCCGCCGCAGAACCCAGACUCACCCGGAAAUGGCCAAUGCGGUGCCCCUGCUACAAAGCACCAGCAGGAGAGAGAAAAACGACUGGUCGGGCAGCCUUAUUGUUGCCUCCUUUGCUGGAGCUUUUGGGUCUUCGUUUCUUUAUGGUUACAAUCUCUCCGUAGUGAAUGCACCGACAGUGUAUAUCAAGAAGUUUUACAAUGGCAGUUGGGAAGGAAGAUAUGGCCAUGUAAUAGAUGGAGGAAAUCUUACACUCCUUUGGUCUGUAACCGUGUCUAUUUUCUCCAUUGGUGGACUAGUGGGUACGAUACUUACCACACCAAUUGUAAAGAUCUUUGGCCGAAAAUACACAUUGCUGAUCAAUAAUGUAUUUGCAGUUGUGGCUGCAUUGUUGAUGGCUUUUGGUCAGUUAGCAGGGUCAUUUGAAAUGCUCGUAUUGGGACGCACUGUGAUGGGUAUUCAUGCAGGUGUGUCUCUCAGCACCCUUCCCAUCUAUUUGAGUGAAAUAUCGCCUAAAGAGAUCCGGGGUUCUCUGGGGCAGAUCACAGCAAUCUUUAUCUGUAUUGGAGUUUUUAUUGGUCAGAUUUUGGGGUUGCCAGAAAUAUUUGGAAAUGAAUCUCUCUGGCCCUACUUAUUUGGAGUAAUUGUUGUUCCUUCACUGGUCCAAGCUGGGAUUUUACCCUUCCUUCCUGAGAGUCCUCACUACCUCCUACUUGAAAAGCAAGACAGAAAUGGAGCAGAAAAAGCAUUCCAGACCUUCCUUGGGAAAGAGGAUGUCUCUCGUGAAGUAGAAGAAGUUUUGGCAGAGAGUCAAGCACAGAAAAGUGUUAAAUUAGUGUCUGUCCUUCAACUUCUGAGAAACCGCUCUGUGCGCUGGCAGAUCAUUACUGUGAUUGUCACUAUGGCCUGCUACCAGCUCUGUGGGCUAAAUGCUAUCUGGUACUACACGAACAGCAUUUUCAGUGAAGCUGGGAUUAGUCAUACACUGAUCCCAUAUGUUACCUUGAGCACCGGGCUUAUUGAGAUUUUGGCUUCUGUUUCUUCCGGCUUAGCUAUUGAACGGCUUGGACGCAGACCUCUACUUAUUGGCGGUUUUGGUUUGAUGGUCAUCUUCUUUGUGAUACUUACAGUAUCCCUGACUUUACAGAAUCAUGCAUACUGGCUCCCCUAUCUCAGUAUAUUUUGUAUUCUUGCAACAAUUGCAUCAUUUUGCAUUGGCCCAGGUGGGAUUCCAUUUGUCUUGACUGGAGAGUUUUUUCAGCAAUCUCAAAAGCCUGCCGCAUUUAUGAUAGCUGGGACAGUCAACUGGCUCUCCAACUUCUCAGUGGGCCUCCUUUUCCCUUUCAUUCAGAAUGGACUGAAGACAUUUUGCUUCCUGGUGUUUGCUGUCAUCUGCCUUGCUGGAGCUACUUAUCUGUUUUUAGUCCUGCCCGAAACAAAAAAUAAGACCAUUAAUGAAAUCAGCCAGGCAUUUGCCAAAAGAACUUUAGAAGGACGGGAGAUGAGCCAGUUUUCAUCAGAAACAAAAUCAAGUGAAGAACAAGAACAUAACUUCCCUUCUACAGUGGACAAUGGUGAAAUUAAAAACAGAAUAAUAUAACAAUUCAGCGUUCUUUGUAAGGGGAAAAAAUACUCACAUGCUCUUCUGGCUUCGAAAGCAUGUGAUAGUUCUAGCAGUUCAGCGUUUGUGUUAUUAAUACCUCUGUUUAUGUGCUUUUUUUCAAUUCAGAGGAAUAUGGGCAUAGGGCAAAUCAGUGUCAGCUGGGAAGGUUCUGGAGGGAAGCUGAUAUAUGAAGGAUCAUGACGUCUGAUGGGAACAAGAUCCCGAGUUUCCAGGAAACCUAUGGAAUCGAUCAUCAGGUGGCGGGAGGGGGAUAGGAUCAGGCACAGAGAAGGGAAGCUGGAUUAUCAAUGGGAAUUGGGUAGAGCGAUCCUGUGCAAGGACUGGCUGAUCAGUGUGCAGAUAAAUGUAGCAGCUACAUGCCCGCUGAUACAAGUGGACCUAUAUGCCAGUGUCAGAGAUUGAGUGUCUUGGUGGACAUGAAGAGAAGAGGGGGAGAGGCAAGUUCUCUCAUCUUUUCCCAAUAUGCUAUUAAAGUUGCACAUCAAAAUGAAAGGGACACGAUCAUGGUAUUUUUUACAUCAUUUUUUAAAUUUUAGCUGCUGUUCCACCUUUCAAGAACCUCUCUCAUUCCCACUGACUUCAGAAGAUGGAAACAGCAAUUUGUUUCCACAAUUACUGACGCACAUUCUCCCUCCAACCCACAAAUACUGGCUAUAGAGCUAGAUUUCUGGCAUUGGGUUUCUGUUUUUUAAAGCAAAUAGCAGUGAAGCAUUUCUUCUAAAAACAAAAAUUUCAUAUAUUCUGAAUUAAUAGGGUUAUGAGAAAAAUUAAUGAAAUAUUGAGUUACCCAGACUUUAACUUUGACAAUAGUAAUACUUUUAAAAGCAUGUUAGCCCUAUUUUCAAAAGUGAUUUAGGAGCUUAAGUCUUACUAAAGGCCUAUGAGACUAAUGCACUGAAGUGCCUAAGGACAUGUCUUCACUGCCUAAGGACAUGUUUUCACAUGCUGCAACGGUUCAUCUUUUGGCAUUCGAUUUAGCUAGUCAAAUAAAGACCCACUAAAUCAAAUAGUGAGGACACCCCUGUUGAUCAAUUGCAAGGAGUAAGGAAAGUCAAUGGGAGUGUUUUUCUCAUCAACCUCCUACUGUGGGGAUGGCACCGAAACUCAGCUUAAAGUACAUCGACUCCAGCUAUGUUAUUUAUGUUGCUGGAAUUGUGUGUUAAGCCAACUUUCAGCUCUAGUGUAGACCUGCCCUGAGUCAGAUUUCAAAAUAGGGCAUAGACCCUUAACUCUUAUGGUGCUUUUAAAAAUGUUAUCCAAUGUUCGUUUAAUUUCAUAAUAGAACAAGAGCAGGGAUUUCUGGUCUGUGAUGACAACAAGGAGUCCCGUUUGUAUGGCACCUGAAACAGAUGCAUUGAUGAAGUUGCAUGCAGCCCACAAAAGAUUAUGCACAAAUAAAUUAGUUAGCCUUUAAGGUGCCACAGGACUUCUCAUUAUUUUUGCUAAAAUAGAUUUAACACAGCUGUCCCUCUAAUAUUGAUUUGUGAUGUUUACUCUUCCUGAAUCUUAGAGUUUUUAGGCAAGCUAUGGCUCUCUUUCAUAUUUUUCAAUUGUUUUCCUUGAAUAACUGAAGUACCUAGUUAUUAUUGGGAUAAGCACUUUUGAAAUAAAAUAACAAAGAGCAUCAUUUUAUAUAAAAAUAACAAAUCCAAAGCACUUAGAGGUCCUGGGAUAAUUCCUGAGUGAGCAUGUGCAAUAUUUUAGGGUUCCUUGCCUCACAACAGGACCAAGUCUGUGACAUCUCUGACAGGUGUCUGUGUAACCCACACACCUAGAAUCAUAGAAUCA